UUGGUACCGUGUUUUUUCUUCAGGUCUGCUGGUUCUAGUACCCCGGAUCUGUUCCCGUGUGAAAGGCCGGGUUGUGGGGGGCAGUUCAAGUGCGUUCGUCAUGUCUCGUUUGUGGAUUGUCCAGGCCACGAUAUUCUUAUGGCAACGAUGUUGAACGGUGCAGCUGUUAUGGAUGCAGCGCUGCUGCUAAUCGCCGGCAAUGAGUCCUGUCCACAGCCACAAACAUCCGAGCAUUUGGCUGCUGAGAGUCAGGCGCGUGAGCAGUAUGAGCAGAUUCGUAAUUUUGUGCAAGGAACUGUAGCCGAUGGUUCACCAAUAAUUCCAAUAUCAGCACAGCUGAAAUAUAAUAUCGACGUUGUUUGUGAGUACGUAUGCAAAAAAGUGCCAGUUCCAAUGCGUGACUUCACAUCACCGGCUCGAUUAAUUGUUAUCCGUUCGUUUGAUGUGAACAAGCCGGGUGCUGAGGUCGAGAAUCUCAAAGGUGGUGUUGCUGGUGGCUCUAUCAUCCGAGGAAUUCUGCGUGUUGGACAGGAAAUUGAGGUACGACCAGGGAUUGUUUCGAAAACAUCCGAUGGGCGAGUGCAGUGUCGACCAAUCUACUCACGUAUCGUAUCGUUAUUUGCUGAACAGAAUCAACUGCAAUAUGCCGUACCUGGAGGACUGAUUGGUGUUGGUACGCAAAUCGAUCCGACAUUAUGCCGUGGUGAUCGUUUGGUUGGGCAUGUUUUGGGCGCAGUUGGAACUUUGCCAGAAAUCUUUACGGAAAUCGAACUUGCUUAUUUCCUGCUGCGAAGGCUGCUUGGAGUGCGUACGGAGGGCGGCAAAAAAGGGGCGAAAGUGCAAAAACUGAGCAAGGGUGAAGUGCUGAUGGUUAAUAUUGGCUCGCUCUCAACUGGUGGUCGUGUAAUUGCUGUUAAAGGUUGUUUUAUCGUAAUAGCUUAAAU
Molecule: messenger RNA, 944 nt
Organism: Gongylonema pulchrum
Lineage: Eukaryota; Metazoa; Nematoda; Chromadorea; Rhabditida; Gongylonematidae
Source: the annotation of a GenBank genome assembly